Molecule: messenger RNA, 9222 nt
Organism: Phycodurus eques (leafy seadragon)
Lineage: Eukaryota; Metazoa; Chordata; Actinopteri; Syngnathiformes; Syngnathidae
Gene: plxnb1b
Product: plexin b1b
Biological process (GO): semaphorin-plexin signaling pathway involved in axon guidance; negative regulation of cell adhesion; regulation of cell shape
Cellular component (GO): semaphorin receptor complex
Molecular function (GO): protein binding; semaphorin receptor activity
Source: RefSeq, a predicted model, not a curated record
UAACGGGGGAAAGGGAUUUGACGUCGUUGCACGAUACGUCGAGCAGAGGAUAGGGUUUUGGAAAGAACGAGCAGCCGUGAAUGCGGCAAGAUAUGCCCCUUUGAACUCGCAGAAGAGCUGGGCGCUGUUUCCAGCUCCAAGCCGCUCGCACGACUCCAUGCGGGCGGGGGGGGAGGAGAGGGGAGAGGGGGGGGGGGGGGGCAUCUCCACCGAGAUGAUGGGGAACUUCGCGCGAAUGUUAGCACGUGAACCGCCUGUUUGCGGAGACGCGUGAACGUCGGAUCGUUGAGGAGGAAUGCGCAAGUCCGAACUCGCCGGCGGUGGAAUUUCGGAACUCGUAACUCGGGGGGGUAAAAAAGUUGACUGUCCGGGCCAACGGGAUAGCGUGGCUAUUUUGCGCGGAAGCGCUGAACUUCGGCGCACUGCAGCGAGGAGGAGGAGGAGGAGGAGAAAGGCACCGUUUGGGAAAAUGGACGGCAUCGUCGCACACGUAAAGGUUUUGGAACUCAAGUGAACCAUGGAAAGAAAUAAAGGAAACUAGCUGUUUGAUUCCACAGAUUAUGUACGCCACAACUGCUGUACGAAUAAGAGGUGACGAAAACAAAUGGAGCCAUCUUGUGGCAUCUUAGUGUUAUAGGAAGAGUAUGAAAACCGGGAAUAGAUCUGCUGCCAUGCCAGUGUGGGUGAUAUGUCAUCUUCCAGUGGUCGCAGUGCGAUCACUGCUAUCACUUGUGCUAUUAGCAACAGGCUGGGGCCUUACCUCGAAGCCUGGUUUUGUGGUACAAGGAAAGGACUCGUAUUCUGCCUUAUAUCCGACUUUCGUACGGAAUGACACAGAAUUUGAGCACUUGGCCUUGCAUCCUCACCCCAAUGUGGGUCGAGUUUAUGUUGGCGCUUGUGACAACUUGUUUCAGUUGGACAAAUUGCUCCAGCCUGAGCUCCAGGAUCACACUGGACCAGUCAAAGACAGCCCAGAGUGCUUGCCACCUGUAACCGAGAGUAACUGCCCUCAAGCAAGGCUCACCAGCAACCACAACAAGCUCUUGCUGAUUAACCCGUACUCCAUGGAACUUAUUACUUGCGGCAGUGUCAACCAAGGUAUCUGCCAGAAACGAAGUCUUGAUUCUAUCAAAAAGGUGCUGUUCUCCACUGAGACACCAGUGGAUACUCAAUAUGUAGCAGCUAAUCACCCCAAUGUUAGUACUGUUGGACUCAUCGUUCAGUCCCAUCCGCACAGGCAGCCGGUUCUUUUUGUUGGUCGAGGCUACACAAGCAGCCACCCACCCAUCGCCACACGAAACCUGGACCAGGAGCCCAUCUUUUCUUAUGAGGAAACUGCAAAGUUGGCUGUGGCUGGUCGCCUCUCUGAAUAUGACCAUCAUUUUGUAGCAUCCUUUGCCCACCAUCAUCACGUGUACUUCCUCUUCUACAGGCGAGACUUGAAGUCAAAAUCACGCGAGUACCGCACCUACAUCUCACGUGUAUGUUUGGAUGACCAAGCCUAUUAUUCGUAUGUGGAAGUGCCCCUGACAUGCCAUUCCCGGGCAGGGAAAAAUUAUAAUCUCCUUCAAGCAGUCCAGCUUGGGUUCUCCAAAGAUGGCACAGGGAGUCAAGGGUCUGAGAUUGUUCUCGGUGUUUUUUCCACUCGGUUGGCUUCAUCAAAUCGACCCAGUGAGGACUCUGCCCUAUGCAUGUUUAACCUGGAAGAUGUGGACCGCAGGAUUAACUCCACCAGAGACCUGUGUUACACAAAGAUGGGCAGAGUGUCCGGAACGGAGGCAGCCUACAUCGAGUACGAAGUCAAAUCUAAAUGUGUCAACCUGCUAGAGAAUACUCUCGAUAGGUACCCUUGCGGCUCGGAUCACACGCCCAGCCCCAUGGGUAGUCGGAUUGCUGUGGAAGCUGAAACCAUUUUGGACAGCCCCUCUGCUCGACUCACAGCGGUUGCCGUGAGCAUGAGGGCGGGCCAUACAAUUGCAUUCUUGGGAGACUCCAAGGGAAACCUGCACAAGGUGUUCCUGGGGCCAAAUGGUGAGGUGGAGGAAUACUCCAUAAGUUCCAUUCAGCAGAACACAGCCAUCAACUCAGACCUUGUCCUGGAUAAAGAGGAGCAGCAUCUCUUCAUCAUGACCCAUAACAUGCUGCAGAAGAGGCCGGUAGCUGAAUGCAAGCAGAACCCCGACUGUCACUCCUGCCUGCAGGCCCAUGAUCCUUACUGUGGCUGGUGUGUCCUAGAGGGAAGAUGUGUUUUGCAGUCAGAGUGUCCUCGUGGGGACCACCCCGGCCAGUGGCUUUGGAGCUUUGACAUGGAACAGCAGUGCCUGGCUGUCCAAGAACUCAACCCAUCAAACAUCAGCAGGGGAGAAAGCAGGACAGUCUCUUUAUCAGUUCCAGGGCUUCCAGUGUUAGAAAAGGGGGAGUCCUUCUCCUGUUUCUUCCAAGGGCUCCACAGCCCUGCCGCAGUCACUGGAAGUGGUGUCACCUGUCAUUCUCCACACACCAGCCAAGUGCCUAUAGUCCCUCCGGGACAGGAUUUCCUCACAGUCCUCUUGUCUCUUCGUUUUGGUGAUGUCACAGUUGCAGAGAGUGAUUUCACCUUUUAUGACUGCUUGGCUGUUAAGCAGCUUUCAGGGAGUAUGCUCUGCCGUGGUUGUGUUCUGAGCCGAUGGGGUUGUAAUUGGUGUGUUCACCAGCACUUAUGUACCCACAAGCCCACCUGUGAGGAGGGCGUUAUCAUCUAUAACCAACAUUUUGAACUCCCCACCUCAGCUCCUACCACUACCAAAACGCUAAAGGUUUUCACAACGCCCACCACCACAGCUGUGGCCACAGCCACCGCGACAGCCAUCACAUUAGCUCCCACAACAAUGGCAACAACUAUUGCCACAACAACUACAGCUCCUGUUGCGCCGUUGACCACUCAGGCACCUAUCACCCCACAUUCCAUUGCUCCUGAGAUGACUACCACCCCUCAGCCUUCCAGUAGCUUGGCAAUCACCAAACCCGCAUCUAUCACAUUCCCACCCAUAGACAUUACAACCAGGAAAGAAGACUCUUCUGAUGGAGUUGAAGUUAUGUUCAUCACCGAAACAGGCUUGGAGGGUGCUGACGUUACUCCAAGUGCAGAAUUAUUGCCUGUGACCAUUGGUGGGGAUCUAAAGCCCAUAAUGCCUCUGGUGAUCCCACCUCCUGACUCUGACUCCCUGGAGGUGAUGACAGAGUUACCCCACACUGAAACCCAGGAACUUGGGGGAACACUAAGCUGGGUGGAUCCACUCACCCCGACAUCAUCUGGCUUCCCUCUGCCAACACCCUUUCUCACAGGCGAAUCAACCAACUCUGAGUCUUCCAUCUCACUGGAUCUGAUUGAGGCAACAACUCUGGUACCACCUCUAGACUCUCAAACUCAGUCUCAAAGCAGGGAUGUCAACCCUGAUGUGCUCUGGCCCAAGGAGGAAGACGACAUCCCUGGUGAUGGCACUUUCCUUGCAGACAACGACACCGCCAAUUUUUCAGCUGCCACCGUGCUUUCAGGUGAUGGUGAAGUUGACCGUGCAUCUCCAGUUUAUCCCCACUUGGUGGAUACUGAGCUGGACUACCAGUACGAUCCUGCUGAAAGCUUCCUCCCGGGGGAUGAGGGCUCCUAUGUCAGCUGGGGUUCUUCAGCUUGCCCUUGUGUGGAGAAGGUCCAGGGUUCAUCGUUACUCCCUGUCAGAGUUGAGAGGAAAAUCACUUUACUUGCCCGCAACCUACAUCUGUAUCAGGAUACUGAGUUGGACUACCAGUGUGUGUUGGUCAUUGAGGGGCAAACGGUGGUGGUGGAUGCCUAUGUGGAGACUGAUGACAUGAAUCCAUCCAACUUUGACAUCACCUGUCAACUACACCAGUACACAUAUUCUGCUCCUGUGGAAGAAUAUCAAGCUAUGGUGUAUGUGAAGAGGAGGGACAAAUUCCAUGUUGACAGCUCUCCCGAUCUUUAUGUGACUUUGUACAACUGCUCGGUGGGACGGUCUGACUGCAGUCGUUGCCACACAGCAGAGCACAAGUAUGGUUGCGUGUGGUGUGGAGGUGCACGGGCCAGUUGUUUAUAUUCUGGCUCAUGCAGUGAAGCGGUACAGCAGACAUGCCCAGCUCCGGUCAUUCAUUCUAUUGAGCCACUCUCUGGCUUGCUCGAAGGUGGCACUAUGGUGACCAUAACAGGCUCCAACCUGGGCCAAAAAGCAGAGGACAUCCUCAGUUCUGUGUCGGUGGCUGGUGUGCCUUGCGUAGUCAUAAGCAGUCUCUAUGAAGUCUCCUCCAGGAUUGUUUGCAGAACAAAAGCUAGUGAAGGAGAGAAGGUGGGCCAUGUGUCUGUUAAAGUGAGCAAGGGAGAGUUUGGCUUUUCCAGACAGACAUUCAGCUUUCAGGAUCCAUUUGUGAUGGGAGUAUUGCCCGAAAGAGGUCCCGAAGCUGGCGGAACAACUCUGACAAUCAGUGGCCGAAACCUGUUGACAGGACGUCCUUCUGAUCUCACCGUCACUCUGGGAGGAGUGCCCUGUAACAUGGUGUCAGAGGUUCAGAGCUCCCGUGUUCAGUGCGUGACAGGUUGCAGCAACAAGACAGGAAAUCACCAGGUCACUCUGCAUUACGGCAGCAGCCAACGCCACCUCCGCACUUCAGCUUACCGCUACACUCACAACCCCAACAUCACCCACGCCAAGCCAACUAAGAGCUUCCUGAGUGGUGGUCGACUGAUCUAUGUGUCGGGCCGCAACCUGGAUGUGGUGCAGGUACCCCAGAUGGUUGUGACCGUGUCUCCUUACGAGUCCAUCCAGAAGAAUAAGAGGAGAAGAAGGAAGAAGCGCAGGAGCAGAGACGAGAAAGUGGAACAGACCAAAAUGGUUCCCGACCCAGUUUGUCCGGGAGAUCCGCUCUGCUCUGUCAAACAGUUCACAGAACGUUGCGAGGUGAAUUCCUCAUCCUUGAUCCUGUGUCGAUCUCCGAUGGUGGACUCUUCUGUUUGGCGGUCAAAGGUCACUGUGGAGUUUCUGCUGGACAACCUGCGCUUUGAUGUUAAGAUUGUGAACCCGCAAGCCUUCAGCUAUGAGCCCAACCCUGUCCUGCGCCCGCUGAAUCAGCAGGACCCUCUGAAGGCAUAUCGCUACAACCCUGGCAGCUUCAUCCAGCUCGAGGGGGAAAAUUUAGACCUGGCUAUUACCAAGGAGGAGGUGGUUGUGUUAAUCGGGGAAGGUGUGUGUGCUGUGAAGACACUUACAAGAAACCAUCUGUACUGCGAACCGCCACCACGUCAGCCUGCAUCGGGAACUCAUGGCAAGAAACGAGACGGUUCUGACACCCUACCAGAAUUCACUGUCCAUAUGGGAAACUUAAACUUCUCCCUGGGUAAGGUUCAGUAUGACAAUUUAAGCCUGGCCACCUUUCCCUUGGAAGCUCAGAUUGGAGUCGGAGUUGGGGCAUCCAUCGUGGCACUCAUUGUCCUAAUCAUUGUACUUGCAUACAGGAGAAAGAGUAAGCAGGCUUUAAGAGACUACAAAAAAGUUCAAAUCCAACUCGAAAACCUUGAAACCAGCGUGAGGGACCGCUGCAAGAAGGAGUUCACAGACCUGAUGACAGAGAUGAUGGACAUGUCAAGUGACCUCGUUGGUUCUGGAAUCCCUUUCCUUGAUUACCGGAUGUACGCCGAACGCAUUUUCUUCCCCGGCCACCGGGAGUCACCACUGAGGCGAGACCUGGAUGUUCAGGAGUGUCGCAGACAGACAGUGGAGCAGGGUCUGGUACAACUAUCUAACCUUCUCAACAGUAAACUCUUCCUGACCAAGUUCAUUCAUACCCUGGAAAGUCAACGGACUUUCUCUCCCCGAGACCGUGCCUAUGUCGCCUCUUUACUUACGGUGGCGCUGCAUGGCAAACUGGAAUACUUUACUGAUAUCCUCAAAACCCUCUUGAACGACCUUGUGGAGCAGUAUGUGGCCAAGAACCCCAAACUGAUGCUGCGGAGAACCGAGACAGUGGUGGAGAAGCUGCUGACCAACUGGAUGUCCAUCUGUCUCUACGCUUUCCUCAGAGACUCUGCCGGGGAGUGCCUUUACAUGCUUUUCAGGGCAAUCAAACACCAGGUCGAUAAAGGACCGGUUGAUGCUGUCACAGGCAAGGCCAAAUACACACUCAACGACAACCGCUUGCUGCGAGAGGACGUGGAGUACAAAACCUUGACACUUAAUGUACUGGUGCAGGGCGGAGGAAUUAAUGAGUGCCAGCCGCUACCCUCGAAAGUGCUGGACUGCGACACCAUCACACAGGUGAAAGAGAAGCUGCUGGAUCAGGUGUACAAAGGCACCUCUUUCUCUUACCGACCACAUACAGACUCAUUGGACCUGGAGUGGAGGUCUGGUGUUGCCGGUCAUCUCAUCUUGUCAGAUGAGGACUUAACAUCUGUGUUCCAGGGCAACUGGAAACGUCUCAACACCUUGCAGCACUACAAGGUCCCAGAUGGUGCAACAAUAGCUCUGGUCCCUCGGCACACUAAACACAUUCACCAUGACAACCAUGACUACGUGGCUGGAGAGAAAACACCCAUGUUGGAGGACGCAGAGGAAGGCGGCAUGAGACUCUGGCAUCUGGUGAAGGCCAGCGAAGAACCUGAGCUGCCCAAACAUCGCAGAGGCAGUCUGAGAGAAAGAGAGAGGGCCAAGGCCAUACCAGAGAUCUACUUGACCCGCCUGCUUUCCAUGAAGGGGACCCUGCAGAAAUUUGUAGAUGAUUUGUUUACAGUUAUCCUCAGCACCAGCCGACCCGUCCCACUGGCUGUCAAAUACUUCUUUGACCUGCUGGAUGACCAAGCUGGUCAACACUGUAUCUCUGACCCAGAGACUAUACACAUUUGGAAGACCAACAGUCUCCCACUGCGUUUCUGGAUCAACAUUGUGAAGAAUCCCCAGUUCAUCUUUGAUGUGCAAGCCUCAGACCAUGUGGAUGCAGUGCUGUCAGUCAUCGCCCAGACCUUCAUGGACUCCUGCACCAUUGCUGAGCACAAAUUGGGACGGGAUUCGCCCAUCAACAAACUGUUGUAUGCUAGAGAUAUCCCCCGUUACAAACAGAUGGUAGAAAGAUACUAUGCUGACAUUAGGCAGACUAUCUCUGCCAGCGACCAAGAGAUGAACUCUGCUCUGGCUGAACUGUCAAGGAACUAUUCAGGAGAACUGAACUACUUGGUUGCGCUGCAUGAGCUGUACAAGUAUAUCAAUAAAUACUACGACCAGAUAAUCACAGCACUGGAGGAGGACACCACAGCCCAGAAGAUGCAGCUUGGCUACAGGCUACAGCAGGUCGCUGCGGCUGUAGAGAAUAAGGUCACAGACUUGUGACAGAAAACUCCCCCCCCCCCGGGUGAUAUAAGAAACAGUGGAGUGAGCGGGUAUACCUUGCUGGUUGAACUGAAACGCACGAUAGCACUGGAGAUUUUUAGGACUGAUCGCUUGCAGAACAGGGGCUGAGUUUUGAAAUCAACUUCGCAAUUUUAUUAUGAAGCAGCUGAAGAUAAAGAUGGCUGAAGUUGACCUCCUAGCUCUUUUUUUGUACUAUUUGUAUAUUGUGGACUUUGGGUUUUUGUAAGAAUAUGACAAUUACCUUGGAAAAAUGAAGAUGGGAUAUAAAAUUAACACAGUUCACGCCUGCUGUUAUGGUAAUGUCAAUUGAUUUUGUUCUCUUGUUGCUGCUGUACGGUCAAAUCGAUUUUCUUGCUUAAUAUGUGUGAACAGUGAUCCCUGGUUGUUUUUGCUGGUUGUCACUUAACCUGUAUUGUUUUGGUGUCAAACCGCUCACAGUCACCGAUGUUUUAAAGCGGCGAAAGUAGCUUGAGAAAAGCCCCUUCUGUCCUCCGUAAGUGAUUCAUUGUACAGGGAACUUGUGACAACAUUCCCCCCCCCCCCCCCCCCCCCCCCUUUUCUUCUUUCAUUUUCAACACAUCCCCUAUACCCGAUUAGCCGCAAGUUUCUCGAGUGCUUCUCUCUACCUCAAACUGCUGCGCGACAUGACAUGCUUUUAUUUCAGUGCACCAGCUUUGAGUGUAUUGUACGCACAGAACAUCGCGAUACUUGCUAGACAUUGUGGUUUGAACGAACGCACGAUUUGAAUUGAAAUCCUGCUCAUGAGUAGUUUAAGGUACUUCGAACCUGAAAUUGUCAUUUUACCCUUUUUUUGUCACUCAUUUUAGGGCUACUGAUUUAUCUUGACGUUACUUUAAGUGCACAAGUCACUGGACCAAUAUUAAAAACAAACCUAUAGAACAGAUUUUAGGACGAGUACUACCCGGCGAUGCGUCGUCAUUUAAGGUUCUGCCUUAACAUACCUUCUCAUUUCAGCUUUUACAUUCUCUUUUUUUUUUUCAACCUUGUGCUACCCUAAACUGUUGUGGCACAAUGGUACAUUAUUGUUUGUACUACGUGCCAUUUUGGGACAGAAACCAUGUAUAAGAUAACAAAGGUUUGAAAUGUAAGCGGAUGUAUUUCCUGUGCUGCUAGUCAGUUGGUGUCGAUCUUCUGAAUCUAUUCUGCUUUUGAUUGGCGCACAAUUGAAUUGUGAUGCUUUGGUGGUGUUUUGGUUAUUUAAAAAAAAACAAAAAAAACCAAGGGUUGAUUGGGGGUUAAAUGAUGCUCUCUGUUGGUCUGGGUCUUUCCCUUCUUUUAUGUGUUAAUGGCUGUGGUUAGGUGAUUUUGAUUUAGAAGGCAUCGCAGUCAUGAACCGGUUGGGCUUUGGGUUAUAGUUGGGUUUUGACAGGACGAGAUAAACCAUCAAAUAUGCAUUUAUAUAAUGUUUAAAAAGCGACCAUUUGCAUUUUAGUAUCAAAGUUGGGUCAGUGCCUAGUGCUUACAGAGUCUCAGUCUCAGUUCUGACUGUUUCCUCGUGUACAGAGCUCCAAAUGCAGCCAGAAGCAGCUUAUAACUUGUAUGAACCGAUUUUCUGCUCAAGAAAAUGCCAGUUCAGAUUUGGAUACAGGAUUAGAAAUGAUCAAAACGAUCUCUCAGAGAGAUGUAACUAUGAGAUUGAAUACUUUUGGAGAUGUAGAGCAGGCUCUGCAAGGAGCAAUUUUAAAGCUGUUUCUAAUUUUGUGUGUUAAUAACAUUGUACAGACUGUUUUCAAAUGUUACUGUAGUGAUUUAACCUGUUAAUUGAGAGGAAAUGCAAAUUCUCUCAGAUGCCGACGUAAUAAAGUAUUCUAAUUUU